AUGCCUGCGUCCACUUCUCCAACCAUAAACGCUUCAAAUGGAGAUUCAGCGAUGACACCGAUAGCUCACAGCCGAAGGAAAUCCGGUGCGGAUAACAAGCAGGUAACGUACGCAUCGAUUGCAUCGACAAACACACCGGGAGCGACACACAUAAGUUCAUCUUCAGUACCGAGCACGCGUGGCGCAAAUCAGCUUUCACUGUCAACUCCAGCGGUGCUCUCUAAACCGCCUGAAUUGCGGGCAAAAAUUAUAAAGCCAACACUCGGUAGACAAAACCAAGCUGCGCUAACUCUCGUGUGCACCAAUGUUCCUGAAUCCAAAUCUGGCACAAUAAAAGGCAAGUUGCAAGACGAUCGCAACCAGUGGAGUUCCAUCUGCGAGGCGAUUGGCAUUCGGGUUGAGCCUGCAAUGCUGCAACGCGUAGCACGUCACCCGACCUCAGUGCACUCUGGUGAACCUCGAAUUCUUAGAGUAACACUAAACUCAGCAGAUGAGAGAGAGACUGUCCUGCUCUCAGCAGUUCGUCUUAGCAACUCACCGAGCGGAGUGCGCAUAUUACCUGAUCUAGCUUGGAAAGACCGCGCAAAAGAAGCAGUGGAGCAACGCUCUGUUGCUACUAGAAAUAGCAAGAAACUAAUAUUAGCUAACGGUAUUACCGAGCUCCUGCAUGCUUUUGAUCACGAUGCACAAACACAUGACCGAGAGCAGUGGUGCUACAUCCGCCGACACCUGGGCUGCAUACGUGACACAUCGUAA
Dicrocoelium dendriticum is the source of this 756-nucleotide messenger RNA. Lineage: Eukaryota; Metazoa; Platyhelminthes; Trematoda; Plagiorchiida; Dicrocoeliidae. The record is from the annotation of a GenBank genome assembly.